CUGGAUCCCAAUCAAAGUCUGUUCAUUUAUAUGAGCCCGGCCGCUUUCCCGAUUUAUCUAUUCCUCGAUAUAUACCUCAUUCGCGAAUUCUAAGAUAUCUAUCCUGAGAUGUACGGAUGAUAGAAAUGGCAAUAGAGAGGGAACGCGCGGUACCGGAAGAAAUAUUAGAGAAUGUUUGGGCAAGCUUCAUUCGUGAGGACAAAAUUAAGCCCGAGGUGACAGAACUGGCUGAAACAUGGGACGAGCUGCCAAGGCUCGAGCAGGGAUGCGGGUCAGGUGAUAUCUUGCAGAGGUUGCCUAGCUUGGGCAGGUGGAUGUCAAUGGGAGCCGAGGCAUGGGAGAGAAUUCUUGAGGAUUUUUAUAUUAUUCCGUCAAAUAAAGAUGGGAAAGAUGUAGGUAACUCCGAUGACCUAUUGGCAGAGAAAAAUUUGGCGCGGCCAAAAAAAAUUGUUGCGCGACACUACAGAGGUGUCAGGAGGCGUCCUUGGGGAAAAUACGCGGCGGAGAUCAGGGAUUCGAGGAGAAAAGGGGCCCGGGUUUGGCUUGGGACAUUUGACACGGCCGAGGAGGCUGCAUUGGCUUAUGACAAAGCUGCCCUGAAAAUCAGAGGCCCUAAGGCAUAUCUCAACUUCCCAAUUGAGACUGUCUCUAAGGCAUUAAUAAAACAGGACUGCUCAUCGACAAUUUCUCCUCGUAACAAAUACGAGGUGAGUUCACGGAAACGAUGUGUGAGGGAACCAGAAUUGGGAAAUGGGGCACCGAUUAUAUCCGAGGAUCAGUCCGAGUCGAAGAGGAGGACCAGCGUGAGAGAAGAAUCAUUCGAUGAUGUCCUUGAAUUUGAGGACCUGGGGGCUGAAUUGCUGGACAGUUUGCUAUCUUGUCUGUAAAUUGUAGUUCGACGAUAAUUAUUCUUUGUGGAUUUUUUUUCCCUUUUUGUGUAGAAUAUUGUUCAUUCUUUUGCAGGGUCAGUUCCUAAAUUUCUUAUAUGUAAAAAUUCUCCAGUAAGAUUGAUCCUUUUCUCUCCAACAAACUUUAUAAGCUAAUCACGUAUA
Molecule: messenger RNA, 1052 nt
Organism: Punica granatum (pomegranate)
Lineage: Eukaryota; Viridiplantae; Streptophyta; Magnoliopsida; Myrtales; Lythraceae
Source: RefSeq, a predicted model, not a curated record